UCGCAUUUAGUGACGAGACACCGCGUACAUCAUACGGCUUACGGCGCACAGAUAAUAAACAAUUUUUUAAUUUUAAAUUUUGCAAGGUCCAUGCACUGGCCGAAUGCAAAUUUAAUAUAGCGGUCACCGGGUUAUCAGUGCAUUCGGUUUAAAUUAUAAUUUAAAAAAAGAUAAGGUUUUUUGUAAGCAAUGGUGGAGACUCAGUGCGUCGACGGUACUGUGAAAGCUUACAUCAUGAGUGACCUGCUGAAAAAGUUUGACUUCGACGCAACUCACGAUCUGGUGAAAAUUGCUAUUGCAGUCGCCGGCUUUUACAUGGGAAUUUUUUACCUGGAGUAUGUGGACGCGGAGUACAGCCUGUGGCUGACCUGGUUCCUGACCCCGGUGAUCGUGACCUUCCUGCUGCCGGCAGUCAUCAUCCUACUCAUAUACAUCAGCAGUAUUAUAUUCCAUUUGUAUAGGCUUUACAGAUUACGUGUAGUGGACGGAGUGCAGAAUGAUUGGAAGCAAGCGGCGAGGCUGGCGGUGUGCGCGCUCUGGGACGCCCACGGGUGGCUUUGGCAUGGUUACGAGAUCCGUGGGCUGGAGAACAUUCCGGAAGGUCCAUUCCUGGUGAUAUACUACCACGGCGCCCUGCCAAUAGACAUGUACUACUUCAUAGCCAGGAUGCUGCUGUUCAAGCGGCGGCAUAUACACACGGUCGCCGACCGGUUCAUGUUUAAAAUACCAGGCUGGGCGUCGCUGCUGGAGGGGCUGAGCGUGAUCCCGGGCACGGUGGCGCAGUGCGCGGGCGUGCUGCGCGCGGGCAGCCCGCUGGCCAUCUCGCCGGGCGGCGUGUUCGAGGCGCAGUUCGGCGACCACGAGUACCGGCUGCACUGGAAGGCGCGCGUCGGCUUCGCCAAGGUCGCGCAGGAGGCCAAAGUGCCCAUCAUCCCGAUGUUCACCCAGAACGUGCGCGAGGCGUUCCGCACGGUGGGCUGGCUGCGGGGCGUGUGCCUGCGCAUCUACGCCGCCACCAGGAUCCCCCUGGCGCCCGUGUACGGCGGGUUCCCGGUCAAGCUCAUCACCCACCUGGGGGAGCCGAUACCGUACGAUCCUGAUCUGACGCCGGAACAGCUGCAGAAGAAGGUAGCCAACGCGAUAUCAAAACUAGUAGACGAGCAUCAAAGAGUGCCAGGUAACAUACUCCUAGCGCUCACCGAGAGAAUUAUAGAGUUGCCGAAACACCCUAAACACAAAACAUCACAAAAAACAGACAAAUCUUACACGAACGGAAAAUGCCACAACGGCAAAGUGAAAGAGGCUGAUGACAGCUUGAGUGAAAGAGAUAAAAAAGUGUCGUAGACUCAAUUUGGUAGUGUAAUAAUAAUGACUUUUUAAUUUAGUGCCCUUACGUAAUAAGACGCGAAAUCAAACGCGGGUAUCUUUCAUAUUGAUAAUGUCGCGCGUUUGAAUUUUAUGUAAUUUUUUUAAUUGACUAUGAGGUAGUAAAUAUAAAAUAUUUGACUCCAGUUAUAACAGAGAAAGCAAAGGUUAUUAUUUCUUGUUUCAUGAUUUUUUAGGAAAAUCCUAAAUUUCAUUCCACACGGUGAAGCAUAAACCUUUAAAAAUAUAUAUUAACAUAAAUUUCAACUUUUUUUCUGUAAGUUUCCAAAAAUAGAAUAAGUUUAUAUUUAUUAUGUUUUUUUGACGUUAAUAAUAUUAUUUUUUUCAAAUAUUGACUAAUUUAAAUUAUUGAAAAAGUUUUGAAAAUUGUGAAAAGGUUUGCAAUUUUUAUACCAAGCUUUGUUGUUAUCUUCGAAACGUAUUUCCAAUUUCGGCAAUUGUAUGCAUUUAUUGAAAGACAAUGUUAAAUUUUAAAGUACAAAUUAAGGCACAUUAUAGAAAAAUAUUUAUGUAUAUUGGUCGGAUAUGACGUAAGAGAAUGUAGGCAAUUAUAACAUUUCAAGUAAUAGAUGUACAUUUGGUAACUAUCGCGCUAGAAGUCACGGAAGGACUUCGGAUUUCUUCAAUACUAGACCACUCUGUUAAUUCGAUAUCAUCCAUCUGACAAGACGAUUAUUUUUGACGUGAAUUAUUAUCGAUAGUUUGCCAAUACUUUUUCCCGAUACUUACAAUUAACAGAGUAUAUCAAGGCAUGAGUGGAUCAACAAUAAAAGAUAGUUACCAAAAGUAUAGCUAUGUUUUUUAUUAGACAAAGUGUGUAAAAAAGCGAUUAAUUACUUAAUAUUUAUAUUUAUUAGCCUACGCGUAGGUUCCAAAAGCAUUUACUUAAAUUUCUGGUGAUAUUUAUAUAGUGCAUUAUUCGAAUACUCAUUAUCAUUUAUUUAUUUUGUUUAGAAAUUAGGUUUAGCAUUGUAAUUAGAUUGAAAAAGUAGUUAACAAUUUGACAGAAAAGAGUCUGGAAGGAAGGAAAAUGAAUUGUAAAUUACACCAAAAUUUUAUUUUCUAUUAGUAUCUUCUAUUAAUUAUAUAUAUUCUUUUAAAAACAAGUAUAAAAAUACAGAAUACUUUUAACAAUUGUUUUAGUGUCCAUAUGAGUCAGUCAGUGAAUUGUUGGUAUAGUUAAUAUUUAUUUCAAUUGAUUUAAAACAUGAACGUGGUGACAUAUCAUUCUAUUUUGUUGAAAAACAUAUAAUUUUUUUCAGACUAUUUCUGUCACGUUGUAACAUAGUUUACGUCAUUAUUUUCUUAGUUUUAAGAAAAUCGGUACAAUAUUGUUCGAGUUACUAUUCGUUUUAGGUAUGUAAUAGCUAUUCACUAUACAUAUUUAUUGGUUUUAAUUUGAAAUCAAGCUAUAAUUUAUAUAACUUCCAAUUAUUGUAAAUGUGUAAGUGUGUAUGUUGUGUAAAUUUUGACAUAGGUAGGUUUGGAAAUCUUAGAGGGCCAGCGCUACCUUCUGAUGUAAAGUUCUUGAGUCCACGCGAACAAAGUGGUACCAGGUGCGAAUGCGAGUAAAAUAUAAAGAAAUUCGGCAACAUUUUCGAAUUUAUUUUAAUGUUUCAUUUUUGUAAUUGUAAACUAGUGCAUUGUAUAUACAAAGGUAAUAGUCACAAAACAACAAGGCUUCGCUAGCUGAAGUAUGAAGAAAAAAUCUGAACCCAUAAAUCAUUAAAGUACGCCCCUGUAGUAGUGACGCCCACAUGGCGUUACAGUGGCAGCCAUUUUGUUUACACGCCUAAUGUUUUCGUGAAAGUGUAUAGAAAAUUUGCAAAUAAUAAUCCAUGAGUUUUCAUUGAAAUAAAUAAUUGAAUUGGUAGCCACUAAUUGUAUGAAUUAUACUCAAACACAACAGAAAAUGCUUUGUGCCAAUACGAAUUGUAUGCAGGUUUGUACCAAAUUAGUUUUUAAAAUGAAUUCGUAUGACAGUAUUCAAAAUAAAAUACUCAGAGAUUCGGAUGUAUACUUACUUAUUAUGUUACAAAACAAAGUUUACGAAACUAUAAAUGUUGAAAUUCGUUUGAAAUAUCAAUAACUAAUUAAACAUAGGUACCAUUAUAUCGUUUAUUAAUGUGAUUGAAUCAAAUUCUUCAGAGAUUCUACAAUUUGUUUUAGUCUGUAGUUCUCUUUGGGCGCUUCCAUAGGCGGUGUAUGCACUACCUACUUAUAAAUAAUAUAAUUUUUAAAAUUAUUGUAUUGUUCAAAACAGAUAUCUUCACUAACCUAUCACCUUUUUGGAUGAUGCACCAAAUGGAACCACCACGUGGAAUGUUCGUGUAAAAACCACAGGGCGUCAACUCUAUAAAUGUAAUGUACCAAGUACCUUAGGAUUUAUUUAGUGUUGCCAAGAUCGGCAACGCUAAUUACCCUAUCUAUACAUUAUUGGUACAUUAUUUUCUGCAAGCUUAAUGAACCGCAUUUUUACGGGGACUAGAAAAAAUUAUAUGUAUAAAUUGAAAAUCCGCUACCAAUAGUGUAUCGGGUAGAUGGCAGCACUAGUAUGGGCAUUUAAAAUGUAUAAAAUUGUAUAGUUAUAAAGCUAACCAUUGCUGUAGAGUGCCAGAUUUUUAUACCAAAAUUAUUUGUAUAUUAGAGUGCGAUUGUAUUGUUUAUAAUUAAAAUACUUAAUUGCAAACGAAUACUUAUAUUUAAAUAUAAGGAAAUAUUUUUA
Messenger RNA from Amyelois transitella, 4111 nucleotides. RefSeq names its product monoacylglycerol/Diacylglycerol O-acyltransferase. Gene Ontology annotation, cellular component: membrane. The record is from RefSeq and is a predicted model, not a curated record. The transcript is spliced from 7 exons. Lineage: Eukaryota; Metazoa; Arthropoda; Insecta; Lepidoptera; Pyralidae. The coding region runs from base 190 to 1344 and encodes 384 amino acids. Gene Ontology annotation, molecular function: acyltransferase activity.